CGCGCAGAUGCGCGAAAACCCGGAAGCGGAUCGCGUGGAGUGACGGUCCCAUCGCAGCGCGACUGACUUCUAAAGACUCUUGGUACAUGAGGAAGAAACUUGGAAGAAGAAGAGGAAAGCAAAGGAGUCAGGGAUGGCUCUUCCUCAGGGUCUGUUGACAUUCAGGGACGUGGCCAUAGAAUUCUCUCAGGAGGAGUGGAAAUGCCUGGACCCUGCUCAGAGGACUCUGUACAGAGACGUGAUGCUGGAGAAUUAUAGGAACCUGGUCUCCCUGGAUAUCUCUUCCAAAUGCAUGAUGGAGUUCUUGUCAACUGCACAAAGCAAUAGAGAAGUGAUCCACACAGGAACAUUGGAAAGACAUGAAAGUCAUCACAUUGGAGACUUUUGCUUUCAGGAAAUUGAGAAAGAUAUUCAUAACUUUGAGUUUCAGUGGCAAGAAGAUGAAAGAAAUAGCCAUGAAGCACCCAUGACAAAAAUCAAAAAGUUGACUGGUAGUACAGACCGAUAUGAUCAAAGGCAUGCUGGAAACAAGCCUAUUAAAGAUCAGCUUGGAUCAAGCUUUCAUUCACAUCUGCCUGAACUGCACAUAUUUCAGACUGAAGGGAAAAUUGGUAGCCAAGUCGAGAAGUCUAUCAAUGAUGCUUCCUCAGUUCCAACAUCUCAAAUAAUUUCUUGUAGACCCAAAACCUGUAUUUCUAAUAACUAUGGGAAUAAUUUCGUGAAUUCUUCAUUACUCACACAAAAACAGGAGGUACACAUGAGAGAAAAGUCUUUCCAAUGUAAUGAGAGUGGCAAAGCCUUUAAUUGUAGCUCACUCUUAAGGAAACAUCAGAUAAUCCAUUUAGGAGAGAUACAAUAUAAAUGUGAUGUAUGUGGCAGGCUCUUUAAUCGGAAGCGAAACCUUACAUGCCAUCGUAGAUGUCACACUGGUGAGAAACCUCACAGAUGUAAUGAGUGUGGCAAGUCCUUCAGCCAGAUGUAUUCCCUUACAUGCCAUCGUAGACUUCAUACUGGAGAGAAACCUUACAAAUGUGAAGAAUGUGACAAAGCUUUCAGUUUCAAAUCAAACCUUAAAAGACAUAGGAGAAUUCAUGCUGGAGAGAAACCUUACAAAUGUAAUGAGUGUGGCAAGAACUUUAGUCAGACAUCAUCCCUUACAUGCCAUCGUAGACUUCAUACUGGAGAGAAACCUUACAAGUGUAAUGAGUGUGGCAAGACCUUUAGUCGGAAGUCAUCCCUUACAUGCCAUCGUAGACUCCAUACUGGAGAGAAACCUUACAAGUGUAAUGAGUGUGGCAAGACGUUUAGUCAGGAGUUAACCCUUAAAUGCCAUCGUAGACUUCAUACUGGAGAGAAACCUUACAAGUGUAAUGAAUGUGGCAAAGUUUUUAAUAAAAAAGCGAACCUUGCACGUCAUCAUAGACUUCAUACUGGAGAGAAACCCUACAAGUGUACUGAGUGUGUCAAGACAUUCAGUCGAAAUUCAGCCCUCGUAAUUCAUAAGGCUAUUCAUAUUGGAGAGAAAGGUUACAAAUGUAAUGAGUGUGGCAAGAAGUUCAGUCGAAUUUCAGCCCUUGUAAUUCAUACAGCAGUUCAUACUGGAGAGAAACCUUACAAGUGUAAUGAAUGUGGCAAGGGUUUUAAUCGAAAAGCACACCUUGUAUGUCAUCAUAGACUUCAUACUGGAGAGAAACCCUACAAGUGUAAUGAAUGUGGCAAGGUUUUUAAUCGAAAAACACACCUUGCACAUCAUCAUAGACUUCAUACUGGAGAUAAACCUUACAAGUGUAAUGAAUGUGGCAAGGUUUUUAAUCAAAAAGCACACCUUGCACGUCAUCAUAGACUUCAUACUGGAGAGAAACCUUACAAGUGUAAUGAAUGUGGCAAGGUUUUUAAUCAAAAAGCGAACCUUGCACGUCAUCAUAGACUUCAUACUGGAGAGAAACCUUACAAGUUUAGUGAGUGUGGCAAAGUUUUUAAUUGAAAAGGAAAGCUUGCACAUCAUAAUACAAUUCAUACUGGAAAGAAACCUUACAAGUGCAAUGAGUGUGGC
Molecule: messenger RNA, 2053 nt
Organism: Rhinopithecus roxellana (golden snub-nosed monkey)
Lineage: Eukaryota; Metazoa; Chordata; Mammalia; Primates; Cercopithecidae
Product: zinc finger protein 813
Exons: 4
Coding region: 134-1984 (616 amino acids)
Biological process (GO): regulation of transcription by RNA polymerase II
Molecular function (GO): RNA polymerase II cis-regulatory region sequence-specific DNA binding; DNA-binding transcription factor activity, RNA polymerase II-specific
Source: RefSeq, a predicted model, not a curated record